Emys orbicularis (European pond turtle) is the source of this 657-nucleotide messenger RNA. Its product is annotated as interferon beta-like. Gene Ontology annotation, biological process: defense response. The transcript has a single exon. Gene Ontology annotation, molecular function: cytokine receptor binding. Gene Ontology annotation, cellular component: extracellular region. The record is from RefSeq and is a predicted model, not a curated record. Lineage: Eukaryota; Metazoa; Chordata; Testudines; Emydidae. The coding region runs from base 1 to 657 and encodes 218 amino acids.
AUGAUCAGCAGGAGUUCGCUGCAAUUUUGCCUCAUGCUGCUCUUCUCCAGUGAAAUCUCAUGUCUGGACUGUAACAGGAUUUAUGUUCUACAAACCAGAAUGAACAGCGAGAGUUUAGAGCAUCUGGAGAAAAUGGGUGGAAACUUUCCCUUCCAAUGUCUAAAUGAAAGGACAGCUUUCAAGACCAGAGAUAUCCUCAAGAUCCAACUGUCCCAGGAAAAGAAUGCCAAGGUAGCCAUCCAGCAGAUCCUCCAAGAGCUCUUCCAUAUCUUUACCAACAAUCUCACCCAAGCUGCCUGGAAUGGGACUUCCAUAAAGGAAUUCCAAAACGGUCUUCACCAGCAGAUUGAGAAGCUGGAGACAUGUUUGAGUGCUGAGAAGGGAAAGGAGAUAACCUACCCAGGAAAUGAGAACCUCCUGCUCACCAGCCUCAAACUGAAGGGAUACUUCCAGACAAUAGAUGAUUUCCUGAAAGAAAAGCAAUACAGCCUGUGUGCCUGGGAGAUAGUCCGUUUGGAAAUAUCCAGAUGUUUUCCAAUUCUCAACAUACUCACAAAAAGACUUGAAGAUGAAGGUACCAUAUAUUGGUUUUUCCUAGAAAAACUCAAAUAUUAUAUGAAUAAAACAGCUGAAGAGAUAGAGGUCAUAAUUUUAUAA